Styela clava is the source of this 3513-nucleotide messenger RNA. Its product is annotated as sulfoquinovosidase-like. Gene Ontology annotation, molecular function: carbohydrate binding; hydrolase activity, hydrolyzing O-glycosyl compounds. Lineage: Eukaryota; Metazoa; Chordata; Ascidiacea; Stolidobranchia; Styelidae. The record is from RefSeq and is a predicted model, not a curated record. Gene Ontology annotation, biological process: carbohydrate metabolic process.
UUUGAACCUAAUGUGAUUCGGAAUCUACUAAAAAAAACACUAUACCGGUAAAUACCACGGGAAUUAUAAACAGGGCCAUCAGUGCUGAAAGCUUAUGAAAGGGGGUCACAUCACAGGAAAGGUUGCACACCACUGAAGUAAGCAUCUUUACUUAACAAAAAUUUAUAAAGCUCCCAUUGACCCGUUAGCAUGACCUGUGUUAUCAGCUACUCAAAUAUGUUUUUAGAUAAAACUGAAACAGCGUGCACUAAACAUGUGUCAAUAUGACGUGAUUUGUUUGAGAAGACUGUAAAAGAUUAACAGCCAGCAGUUUAUAAACGGGAUGCAGACAUUUUAUUUAAAGAGGUGAAAAAGGUCAGAACAUAAUAUGGAUGUGCGCGUGAGAUUAGGCAGAAAUUGGAAUAAUUUGAAUUUUAUUAAUUGAGGAUUAAUUGUUUAUGAGAGUAGUAUAAAUUUCAAAGUUUUUUUAUUAAUCAUUUUUUAACUGAUAUUUAUUUGCGCCUUUUGCAAAUUAACACUUAAUGCAUAUUUAAAACUGCAAUUCCUUUUUUGCAGAUAUAAUACCGGUAAAUAUAAUUUUGAAGUUUAUUGAACAUUCAACAGUGACCACCAGAUGGAAAAUCAAGAUAAACCAUUAUAAAGAAGGCGAAAGCGUUUUAGAAAGCAUUACAAUCUUGCGUUGUAAUCAUUUUUCCUGUUUUAUUUGAUUAAUUCCUAACAAAAUAUUUGUCACUUUCUAAGCCUAUAAAAUAGUAUUAAUAGAACUAAACUCUCUUGGUCAUUGAUAUUUCUCUGAAGACAAAAUGAAGUACCAUUGUUUCAUCACAAUAAUCCUCUUUAUGACCAAACAAAUCAUUUGUGCAAAAGAAGAAUGUAUUGUUGACUCACAAAGUGGGAAUGCAAGAUUUCGAUUGAUCUAUGAUGAAGUUGCUCAGACCUUGACCUUGAAUUUGGUGGACCAAGCGCCAAUGCAUACACCUAAACAAGUGUUACUGCUGAGCCACACCCCAUCUAAUGCUGCAGUUCAUAGUGGAAAUGGAAAAACUGGUAUUACCGAAUACAGAGGAAAUUUUAAUAUAACAGACUAUACAUCAGCAAAAAUAGCUCUGUCCUAUUUCACAGUUUCUACAAGUGGCCUGAUUUCACCUGGUACAUGCGAGUCUGUAACAUUCAGGAAUAUUGGAGGCACACCCGAUGUAGACACACCAGGAUUAGUAGAAGCAAAACUCACACUGACAAAUGCAUCAGAUGCUGAUGGACUGAGUUUGGUGAUAGGAAACUGGACUGCGGGAUAUGACAGAAUCUGGUUAAGGUUUGUUUCAUCUGCCAAUGAGAAGAUUUACGGAGGUGGGGAACAAUUUUCUUUUUUCAAUAUGAAGGGAAAAUCAUUCCCUAUCUGGACAAGAGAGCAGGGUGUGGGGAGAAACAAAGCAACGAAUAUGACAUUCUUAGCGGAUUCCCAAGAUGGAGGGGCAGGGGGAGAUUACCACACAACAUACUGGCCAGAACCAUUAUUCUAUACUGACAAGUUGUAUUCAGCUGUCAUGACUUCUUCAAAGUACAGUGUGUUUGACUUCACGCAAGAUGAUUUCAGCGAGGUUGAAGUCUGGGAAGAUAAAGAAUUUCAGUUUGACUUCCAUAUUGGAAAAGAUUGGAAGGACAUUACAAUGAGAACAGCAGAUUAUCUUCUUGGCGGUCUCACCCGUCCAACCUUGGCUCCUUGGUCAUACAAUGGAGGAGCAGUGCUUGGAUUGCAAGGAGGAACUGACACUGUGAUGGGGAUAUACGAUCAGGCAAUCAGAAACGAUGUCAAAGUAUCUGGAAUCUGGAUUCAAGAUUGGGUUGGUCAAAUCACAACUUCGUUUGGGACAAGAUUAUUCUGGGAUUGGAAACUCGACGAGACCCGUUACCCAAACAUCAGGCAAAUCAUGCAAGACAAAGCUAAAGAAGGAGUCUACUUUACAGCAUACAUAAACCCAUAUCUUAAUGAUAAAGGAGAAUUGUAUGAGAAUGCAAGUGACUUGGGUUAUCUUGUGAAAGCAAAGGAUGGUAAGAACCAUGUAAGUGAUUUUGGGGAGUUUUUCUGCGGAACAGUGGAUCUGACGAACCCUGAUGCAUUCAACUGGUAUAAAAACGUCAUCAAAACGAAUCUCAUAGAUGUCGGAUUUAGAGGGUGGAUGGCGGAUUUUGGAGAAUAUCUACCAGUAGACGGUCAAAUAUUUCAUGACGGAAGAUCAGCUGAGGAGCUACACAAUCUCUGGCCUUCAUUAUGGGCUGAAGUAAACAGGGCAGCAGUAGAUGAAAGCAAUAUGGAUGGAGAAUUUUUUAUUUGGAUGAGGGCGGGGCACACUGCAUCAGCAAAGUACACAAUGAGUGCGUGGGCGGGGGAUCAGAAUGUUGAUUGGUCAAUUGACGAUGGACUGGUAUCAACUAUACCAGCAGCUUUAUCACUUGGAAUGUCAGGAGUUGGAAUCUCACAUUUUGAUAUUGGAGGUUUCACUUCGUUGUACGGUGUCGUUCGUAGCCAAGAACUUCUUCUCAGAUCUGCUGAGUCAGCAGUUUUUACACCAAAUAUGAGGACGCAUGAGGGAAACAGACCCAAAGACAAUUGGCAGAUAUACGAUGAUGACUACACGUUUCAACGAUUCGGACGCCUCACUAAGCUCCAUACUUCACUUGCCAACUAUACAAGCGAUCUCAUUCAAGAAUAUUAUGAAACGAGCACUCCUGUACAGCGGCCAUUAUUCUUUGAAUUUCCAGAAGAUACCAAUUGCUAUGACGACCUGAUAUCUAAGGACCAGUACAUGUAUGGGCCUGAUUUGUUGGUUGCACCUAUAUACACAGAAGGUAAAUACGAGCGUGAUGUAUACUUCCCUACUGGUGCAGUAUGGAUUGAUAUCUGGGAUUCAGCUAACACUACAGAUACUUCUGCAGGAGGGUAUUUGGGGCGUGUAUCCAGUAAUAUGGGAGAACCACCGGUAUAUUACAGAGAAGGUAGCAAGUACACAGAAAUAUUUAAAGCAUUCGAGACGAUGCCAGCUAAACCUUAUCCCCCGAAUUCAGGGAUACAGACUACCGCAACGCUUAUAACAAUAUUACUUUCUGUGAUUAUGUCGCUGUAUAAUUUCCACUAAGAACUGCUUUUCUCUAGCUGUUUUACUGUCAUCCAAAUCGUGCUUGCAUUGCCUUAUAAAUAUAAAAUGUCAAUUUUGCCUGCUAACAUUUUCAAAUUCGAUAUAAAUAAAUUUUGAUUGUGUCCGAGUAUUUAAAGCAGAGGUGUUCAAAUUACGAGACACCAAAAUGUUUCAUUCCGCCCAUUUGCGCCUGCUAAAAUUACGACUAUAGUUUUCAUGGAUAUAAAUUUUCAUUGAAAAUAUCGAUGAAAAUAACGCCAAAAUGACCCCGAUUAUUACUUUGUGAGUCUUUAAUAAUAUAUAAACGUUAGCCUACUGUGAAUAAACUCUUUUAUGUUCUGGUUUUUAUAAUGAGUUUUGAGGCUCUGGCCCAGUAACU